Coffea arabica (coffee) is the source of this 1104-nucleotide messenger RNA. Its product is annotated as non-structural maintenance of chromosomes element 4 homolog A-like. NCBI's taxonomy places the organism in Eukaryota, Viridiplantae, Streptophyta, Magnoliopsida, Gentianales, Rubiaceae. Gene Ontology annotation, cellular component: nucleus; Smc5-Smc6 complex. Gene Ontology annotation, biological process: DNA repair. The record is from RefSeq and is a predicted model, not a curated record.
AUGACAAGAAGAGACGGUUCUGUUGAUCAAAAUACUGACCAAAGUACUGAGCAUAGUACUGAUCAAAGGCAGUCUGAGGCCUUUCGCAGGGAAAUACGUGCUGGUUAUCAUGCCAUACAUAAUCGGAUUAAUGUGGGAAGAGAUGAGAUAGCAAGUGCAGAUUCACCAAUGUUUAAAACCAUCGUCGGAGAUGUGGAAAAGUUGCAUCAGCAAGUUGUUAAACCAAGGGAGCAAGUUGCAGAUGCACAGGUUAUGCUUAAUCUUACAACCACGUUGCUCACCUCGACUGAAUCGCUUAGUCUUGGGGCAUUCACCCCCGCAAACUUUGUUUCUUCACUAAAAAGACAGUUUGUGGAAGAUUCUCAGAGAAUACAAUCUGGGAAUUCUUCAAAUUCAAUCAGUUGGAAAGCUAUUGGCCGUGCUGCUGCACAUGUUUUCAAGCAAGGAAUAGGAUGUCGGACCAUUAUUGGGCCAAUGGAAUUGAUGUUUAAGCCACAGAAAUGUACAGUUGUUAGAAGACAUCGCAGGCUAAUCGAGAAGGAAAAACCAAAGGAGAUGUGGUUUCUUGCCUCCCUAGUCAAUUCAGAGGAGGAGACGCUUAAUGAUAUGAUUGUUGCAGUAAUGUUUGGUGUCCUGAAGAAAAAUAAUCCUGUUAAGCUUGAGAAUCUUAUACUUAACAGGCAUUCCUUUGCUCAAACGGUUGAGAAUCUGUUUGCACUCUCUUUCUUAGUAAGAGAUGGUCGGGUUUUCAUGGAGGUGGAUGAAAACGGCUCUCAUUUACUUUCUCCAAGAAAUGCUCCCAUUCGCCGUUUAGUUGUGAGAGGGGAGGUUAAAUACAGCCACUUUAUUUUCAGACUUGACUUUGCUGAUUGGAAGCUUAUGAUGGAUUCAGUGCCAAGGGGUGAAGAGCUCAUGCCACACAGGAAGUAUGUGGACAAUCCAGCUGAUGAAGAGUUCGAAGAAGAGUUGGAGACAAAGAACGUUCAGCUGGCAUUAGAUACACCUCCACCACCAGGAGUAUCUCAGGAAGAGUGUGAAUUGAAAGAAUUUGAAACGGCAGAAUCUUCAAGAAAACGUCCGCAACUCCUACCAGAACAGAAAUGA